Rhodofomes roseus is the source of this 1444-nucleotide messenger RNA. RefSeq names its product branched-chain amino acid aminotransferase II. Bases 144 to 1373 code for a protein of 409 amino acids. The record is from RefSeq and is a predicted model, not a curated record. Gene Ontology annotation, biological process: L-valine biosynthetic process; L-leucine biosynthetic process. Gene Ontology annotation, molecular function: branched-chain-amino-acid:2-oxoglutarate transaminase activity. NCBI's taxonomy places the organism in Eukaryota, Fungi, Basidiomycota, Agaricomycetes, Polyporales, Fomitopsidaceae. The transcript has 10 exons. Gene Ontology annotation, cellular component: mitochondrion.
CGAGUGACUGCCAUCCAUGAUUGAGAUAGACACAGACCGUGGUGCCUGACUCAACCGGCGCACUUCGCGUACGUAUAAAGCGUAUCGGCAAGCGCGACAGCGUACGCAGCCUCCGUCUGGGCUUUUUUGCUACUUCACUCACGAUGUUGCGGUCCGUCAGGUCGUCUUUGCGUCCGUCACGGAACGUAGGUGCGCGGUACGCAGUGAACUCGAGGGUGUUGCGCGCUGCGUACACAUCGACUGCGCUUGGUGUCGAGCCUUCUAAGCUCGAGAUCCAACAUGCUCCUCAGCUUAAACCGAAGCCAGAUCCUUCGGAGCUGCGAGUGUUCGGCAAGAUUGUGACUGAUCAUAUGCUGAGCGUUCCUUGGAACGUCCUCACCGGUUGGGGAACUCCUCGUAUCCAUCCGUUCGGCAAAGUACUGCUUGACCCACAUGCAAGCGUCCUGAACUUUGCGCAGACAUGUUUCGAGGGCUUCAAAGCCUAUCGGACGCCGUCAGGCAAGGUCGCCCUCUUCCGGCCUGACAUGAACAUGAAGCGUAUGCAGACGAGCGCGGGGCGCGCUACAUUACCGCAAUUCGACGGUGAGGCUAUGCUUGAACUCAUCAAGCAACUGGUCCGCCUGGAAAAAGACUGGGUACCGAGCAAGCCUGGGUACAGCUUGUACGUCCGGCCGCUCCUGAUCGGCACAGAGGGCACCCUCGUCGUCAACCCACCCUCAGAUGCCUUGCUCACAGUCAUCUGCUGCCCCGUGGGCCCUUACUACCCUGAGGGCUUCAAGCCCAUCGCCCUGUACGGAACGACGGAGUUCAUCCGUGCUGCGCCUGGAGGUAUCGGGUCAUACAAGCUUGGUGCGAACUAUGUCACCGGUCUCGUUGCCGCGAAAGAGGCUGCGAAGCACGGUUGCCCGCAGAAUCUAUGGCUGCAGGGCCCGAACCACCUCGUCACCGAGGUAGGCACCAUGAAUGCUAUGGCGGUCUUCAAGCACCCCGACGGAACUAUCGAACUUGCCACCGCGCCAUUGGACGGCAUGAUUCUCCCAGGUGUUACGCGCAACUCCGUGCUCGCCUUGGCGAGAGAGCAUGCCUCGGGCAAUUCCAGAAUCGAGGGCCUCCCAGACAACUUUGUUGUGUCCGAGCGCGAGAUUCCCAUGAAGGAGGUUCAGGAAGCCGCCAAGGCGGGCGCGCUCGUGGAGUUCUUCGGAACAGGUACUGCUGCAGUCAUCAGCCCCGUCAAUCGUAUCCGUUACUUGGACGAGGACGUACAUAUCCCGACUGGCCCUGACGGAAUGGGCCCUGUGUCGAAGUCUCUCUGGCAAAGGCUGGUGGCCAUCCAGACUGGUGCCAUCGAGCACUCGUGGAGCGUCGUUGUGUAGGAAUGAAGGUGUUCAACGAGGUGUCCGUUGCCAUGCAAGACGAUGUGUAGACGUUGAUGGAUGUCAUGUUG